AUGCAUUCCCACUCUGAUGGGGGCGCGUCAAGCUUCUGGAUUGGACCGGAGCCGCCUCUAGAGGAACAGCUCCAGUAUCACCAAGCACACCAUGCUAGCCAGAGCUAUGAUAUGCUCUCCGCGUCGAUCAGUUCGAUCUCGACAGACAAGACUCAGCCGGUGGUUGGACAUGGCCAAGGACAUGGAAGACUGUCGGUCCCAGCCCCAGCUGCCGUCCCAUACUUAGGGACCCACACCAAUACCCCGGAGGCUUCCCACCCUCCCAGCUUGUAUACAGGCAUCUCCGGCAACUCGCCUCCAAGCUUGCCCUCAACGGAGGGACAUUCUACCGGCUCCCAAGUUCCCUCCCACUCCCACCCAGGAGGUGGUCCUCGGCCCCAAAUCGAUUGUUCUUACAUCCCAACCGACUUGGCGCACCACGCCGUCCCUGCAGGGAUACCGACGCACAUCCUCUCGGAGGACUUGCAACAGCCUACCCAGAAUCCCGGGAAUGCAAUCUCCCAGUCGACAGCACCUCCCACACCCCCAGAUCUGAAGACGGAUCUCGAACUACUACGCCAGGUGGUGAGCGGAGUAACUUGGCAUUUCCUUGAAGUGCAAUACUUCUGCCCGUCCCAGCCCUGCGAUUACGAAAGCCUCAGAGAGGAUAAAGUAAAGACGCACUGGAACAACGUGCAUCGGGAAGACAAUAAGAAGUCUGGCGAGAACAAGCCGUUGAAGACAACCUAUCCUCACCCUGAAAAAUGCCCAGGCUGUGAGAAACCAAUCGGAAGCUGGCGCCAAAUGUGGGCUUGCUAUACCAAACACCGAUGCGUCGACCCCAAGUCGUUGGGCGCGUGCUCAGGAACAGGUGGCAACGACCCUGGCAACGACCCUGGCGAUGAUCCUGGCGAUUAUCCCGGUGAUGACUUUGGCCAUGACUUUGGUGAUGACCCUGGAGAUGAUUAUGGUAAUGAUUCCGACGAUGAGCCUGACGAUGAUCCUGGAGAUGAAUCUCGUCAAGCUGGUUGCAACGGCGUUGGGUCGUACAUGGAUGAUCGUGGUGGCGAACGCCCAUCAUCGCAUAGACAUGGGCCUAAUGUGUUUGGCAAUGCUAUGGGACAUCCACCCUGGCAGUCGUUCCCUGGGGCGCAUGCCGCGGAGACGAGCCAUCAUCCAGUGGCAUCUUUAGCACGUACACAAUCCAUGCUUGACACUGUCGCUACAACACUGAACACCAUGCCGCCGCAGCCUCGCCAGAUCACUCUGCGUCCCUCGACUUCUCCCGUCUCGGUGCGUAAUACUUCACGUCGCACUGUAGGUGGACGGGUCAGUCGGUCAGGAAGGCCCUCUGGGCCCCGGCCAGAACGGCCGGCGCACGAUUCUCGCCGAAGGUUGUGCGGGCAUUGCCGGAUUCGUCGAAGUGACUGUCAACAGUGCCAGAACGAUCCACCAUCCAACGAGGGAUGCCAUCGUUGCCGCCGCUCACCAAAUACUGCCACAGGACAAGCGGAUAAUCCCCGUAUGGUUGGCUCGUUCUUUCAAACCUCUCCGACCAGACAGACUAUCCGUUAUAUCGACCCGGCUAUUCUCAAUGCCCAAGCUUACCCGGAUCUCACUGGAAGCAUACCUAUGGGCCCUUCUGGUAACGUGGAUGCUCGGGGUGAUAUGCAUUAUGGGCAGCAAGAAGACUAUGAGCCGCGCACGAAUUUCCGCCCGGGUAACCGCUCCUAUCAUGCUCGUGCCGUAACUGACGUUCUUGUGCGCGGCAUACCCGAGUCUGAGAUGGAGACCUCUGUCUUGGACCUCAAGGCGCGAUCGCAAAUCAAGAAUGCUCAGAAGGCCGAUCCUGUCGUCGUCGCCCUCCCCUUCAGAAUCCCGUUGCCACGUCUUCGGAGACCCCUCACUGGCGUGGCAACGAUACCUUCCGGUGGCAUGGAACUAGUCACUCGACGGGCAUUUGGCCCACCUUUCCUGAGUCCAAUCAAGCCAUCUUCCGGAUGCCAAUGCUCCUGUCGCAGCAGAUCCCAAACAACGUACUUUGGACGCGGUCGCGUGGAUAUUGCCCCCGGAAGAAAAGUCGAGAUGAACUUCAAGAUGAUGCCAGCACAGAGGAAUGCUGGCCAUCCUCUCCGGACCCGCAUCCAAGUCGUCGUCAAGAUGUUAAGACUCAGGACUUCCGCCGCAAAGUCCGCGACUGGCAAGAGGGAGGCUCACGCUGCUCUCAAGGAUGCCGUGGAAUCUACUCUCGAGGCCUCCGAGACUACUACCCAGGAGGAGGGCAAGAUUGUGGACCUGGAUGAUUCGGCCGAUGACUCGGAUGUUGAAUCCAUCGCGAACUCUACCUUCUCUUCUCCUGCAUGCUCGCGGAGUUCCUCCUACUCGGACCUUACCGUGUUUUCCUCAUCACGGCCCAGCUCGCCCUCCCAAUGGGACUGGGAAGAGGAGACAUCCUGCCGUGAGGAUGAGCCGAUUCAGGACGUGGAGCUCUACGAAGAAGAAGAGAACGAGUUGGAGUUCCGGUUUGAUCUUGAUCUGGAGGGCUCCCUCAAAAAGCUAUCGGAGUGGACUGGAGUGUCGACUGAUACUCUUUGCUCCGAGCGAUCGACCUUGGACCCCGAUCGUGUGUUCGAGUACCUCAUGAAAUACUUGCUCUGGGUCUUGUUCUCGCUGGCGCGCGCGAGAGACUACGAGCCCAACCCUUGCUUGCGCAAAAAACCGUCUCCUCGAUCUUGA
Messenger RNA from Penicillium daleae, 2715 nucleotides. Its product is annotated as putative C2H2 zinc finger domain protein. The record is from RefSeq and is a predicted model, not a curated record. The coding region runs from base 1 to 2715 and encodes 904 amino acids. The transcript is spliced from 4 exons. NCBI's taxonomy places the organism in Eukaryota, Fungi, Ascomycota, Eurotiomycetes, Eurotiales, Aspergillaceae.